GUGCGUGUUACCACCAUGGAUGCUGAGCUGGAGUUUGCCAUCCAGCCCAACACUACAGGGAAGCAACUCUUUGAUCAGGUCGUCAAGACAAUUGGUCUAAGAGAGGUCUGGUUUUUUGGACUUCAGUAUCAGGACACCAAGGGCUUCUCAACAUGGCUGAAAUUGAACAAAAAGGUAACAGCACAGGAUGUACGCAAAGAAAGCCCCCUGCUUUUCAAAUUCCGUGCCAAGUUCUACCCAGAGGAUGUGGCAGAAGAGCUGAUCCAGGACAUCACACAGCGCCUUUUCUUCCUCCAAGUGAAGGAGGCAAUUCUGAAUGAUGACAUUUAUUGCCCUCCAGAAACAGCUGUUCUUCUAGCUUCUUAUGCCGUCCAGUCCAAAUACGGAGACUUCAACAAAGAGGUGCACAAGACUGGGUACCUGGCAAGUGACAAACUGCUCCCACAGAGAGUUCUGGAGCAGCACAAGCUUAACAAGGACCAGUGGGAGGAGAGGAUCCAGGUGUGGCAUGAGGAACAUCGAGGAAUGAUUAGAGAAGAUGCUGUCUUGGAGUACCUGAAAAUUGCACAGGAUCUGGAAAUGUACGGUGUGAACUACUUCAGCAUUAAGAACAAGAAAGGCUCUGAACUCUGGCUAGGUGUAGAUGCUCUUGGCCUCAACAUUUAUGAGCAGAAUGACAGGCUAACACCAAAAAUCGGGUUCCCUUGGAGCGAGAUCAGAAAUAUUUCCUUCAAUGACAAGAAAUUUGUUAUUAAGCCUAUUGACAAGAAAGCACCAGACUUUGUAUUCUAUGCCCCUCGGUUACGGAUUAACAAACGAAUCUUGGCACUUUGCAUGGGGAACCAUGAGCUCUACAUGCGCAGACGUAAACCAGAUACCAUUGAGGUGCAGCAGAUGAAAGCACAGGCUCGGGAGGAGAAGCAUCAGAAACAGAUGGAGAGAGCCCUGCUGGAGAAUGAGAAGAAGAAGAGGGAGUUGGCAGAAAAGGAGAAGGAAAAGAUUGAACGUGAGAAGGAGGAGCUAAUGGAGAGACUCAAGCAAAUUGAGGAGCAAACUAAAAAAGCUCAGCAAGAACUGGAAGAACAGACCCGCAGAGCCAUGGAGCUGGAACAGGAGAGAAAACGAGCUCAGGAUGAAGCAGAGAAGCUGGCUAAAGAACGUAGAGAAGCAGAGGAGGCAAAGGAGGCCCUAUUGAAAGCAUCCCAUGAUCAACAAAAGACUCAGGAACAGCUGGCUGCUGAGAUGGCAGAACUCACAGCUAGGAUCACACAGCUGGAGCUGGCCAGGCAGAAGAAAGAGAGUGAGGCUCAGGAGUGGCAACAGAAGGCACAGAUGGUGCAGGAGGACCUAGAAAAGACCAAAGAGGAGUUGAAGACUGCCAUGAGCACCCCUCAUGUCACUGAGCCCAUGCACUCGGAGAAUGAGCACGAUGAUGAGCAGGAUGAGAAUGCGGCAGAAGCCAGCGCUGAGCUGCGGUCGGAGGCCACCAUCAAAGAUCGCAGUGAGGAGGAGCGCACCACUGAGGCAGAGAAGAAUGAACGGGUCCAGAAACACUUGAAGGCUCUUUCCUCUGAGCUGGCAAAUGCUCGGGAUGAAACAAAGAAGACAGCCAAUGAUAUGAUCCAUGCUGAGAACAUGCGUCUGGGCCGAGACAAGUACAAGACCCUCCGCCAGAUCCGGCAGGGCAACACCAAGCAGCGCAUCGAUGAGUUUGAGUCCAUGUAAACCCUCCCCUGCACCUGCUGCCCUGCACUCUCUUCUCUCCUCUCUCCCAUCCUUUCCCUCGUAAUCGUGCUAUGCUGGAACCACUACAGAAGAGUGACCAUGGUCUUAUUUAUCAGGUUUUGGGCAAGUGCAGGAGUUAAGCAACAGAAGAAAGUUUACUAUUUACACCUUCCUGGGGUGGCUUGGGAAAGCAGGCAUAUAUUGGGCCGAAUCUGAAAUGGUUGGCUUUGGGUAAGGUCUCACUGCAUUUAGUUUGGUUUUGCUUACUGCAAUGGCUGUGUUGCUGUCCUCUCCUUUUGGGUGGGGAGGCCAGCA
Chaetura pelagica (chimney swift) is the source of this 2040-nucleotide messenger RNA. RefSeq names its product moesin (gene MSN). Gene Ontology annotation, molecular function: actin binding; cell adhesion molecule binding. The coding region runs from base 16 to 1725 and encodes 569 amino acids. Gene Ontology annotation, cellular component: microvillus; plasma membrane; cytoskeleton. Lineage: Eukaryota; Metazoa; Chordata; Aves; Apodiformes; Apodidae. The record is from RefSeq and is a predicted model, not a curated record. The transcript has 12 exons. Gene Ontology annotation, biological process: positive regulation of protein localization to early endosome; positive regulation of early endosome to late endosome transport; regulation of organelle assembly.